Molecule: messenger RNA, 1038 nt
Organism: Mycotypha africana
Lineage: Eukaryota; Fungi; Mucoromycota; Mucoromycetes; Mucorales; Mycotyphaceae
Product: HAD-like domain-containing protein
Exons: 5
Coding region: 1-1038 (345 amino acids)
Molecular function (GO): phosphatase activity
Source: RefSeq, a predicted model, not a curated record
AUGGCUUCAUCCAACACCAACACCCCUCAAACUGAAUUCGCCACUGUCGAAGAAACCCGUGAUUUAGCCGCCUCUUUCGCCGCUUCUCUUCAACAACAACAAAAUCACGGUAGCAAUGCCAACCCCAACGAAGAUGGUAUCUCUGCCAGAGAUUGGGCUUUGUUCCGCGAUCCUGUUCUUCACAAUGAACGUCUUGAAGCCAUUCGUCAAAAGAAGGGUUAUAUCAUCGAUAUGGAUGGUGUUAUCUAUCACGGUUCCAACUUAUUGCCUGGUGCUAAGGAAUUUGUUGAAUUCCUAGAAAAGAACAAUAAAAAGUUCCUUUUCUUGACCAACAACUCUGCUCCUACUCCCCGUGAAUUGAAGCAAAAGUUAGAACGUCUUGGCAUUGAUGUUACUGAAGAUCACUUCUUCACUUCCGGUCAAGCUACUGCUUACUUCCUUGCUUCUCAAAUGCCUGAGGGUGGUACCGUUUAUGUUAUUGGUGAACCUGGUCUUUCUUGGGCUCUCUACGAUAAGGGUUUCUUCAUGAACGAUCACAACCCCGAUUACGUUGUUUUGGGUGAAUCUUCUGCUUAUAACUUUGAAAAGUUGACUAAGGCUGUUCAACUCGUUCAAAACGGUGCCAAGUUGAUCUCUACCAACUUGGAUGUUGAAACCCUCGACUCUCAAGGUCGUAAGAUCCCUGCCACUGGUGCUUUCACUGCUUGUGUUGAAUUGGUCACCAAGACCAAGGCUUUCUACUGUGGCAAGCCUUCUGCUUUGAUUAUGCGUUAUGCUCAACGUGUCCUUGGUUUAUCUCGUUUGGAAACUUGUAUCAUUGGUGAUCGCAUGGAUACUGAUAUUGUUGCUGGUAUCUCCUCUGAAAUCGAUCCCGUCCUUGUCCUUUCUGGCGUCACUGAAAUGAGCGACCUCAACCUCUUUGCUUAUCAUCCCUACGUCAUUUUGGGCGGUGUCUAUGAAAUCCCUAACGAUGAUGAUAAGAACAAGGUUUCCGAUAGUGACCUUGAAGAAGCCAGCAGACGCGCCUCUUAUCUUUAA